AUGAGUGAUUUAGACAACCUACCACCAGUUGAUCCAAAGACCGGUGAAAUUAUCAUCAAUCCAUUAAAAGAGGAUGGUACUCCUAAGACUCCUAAGGAGAUCGAAAAGGAAAGAAAGAAGGCCGAAAAAUUAUUGAAAUUUGCUGCUAAGCAGGCCAAGAAAGCUGCUGCUGCUGCCAAUAAUAACAAUGGUCAAAAGAAGGCUAAGAAAGCUAAGAAGGAAGCUGAAGUAAUCCCCGAAUUUGUUGAUAAGACUGUUCCAGGUGAAAAAAAGAUUUUAGUCUCCUUAGAUGACCCUGCAUUAAAAGCUUAUAAUCCUACCAAUGUCGAAAGUUCUUGGUACGACUGGUGGGUCAAAUCUGGAGCAUUUGAUCCAGAAUUCACGGAAGAUGGCAAGAUUAAACCAGCAGGUUUAUUCUGUAUUCCCGCUCCUCCACCAAACGUCACUGGUGCUUUGCAUAUUGGUCAUGCCUUGACUAUCUCCAUUCAAGAUUCCUUGAUUAGAUACAAUAGAAUGAAGGGUAAGACUGUUCUUUUCUUACCUGGUUUCGACCACGCUGGUAUUGCUACUCAAUCUGUUGUCGAAAAACAAAUAUGGGCUAAGGAAAAGAAGACAAGACACGAUUUUUCUAGAGAAGAAUUCGUAAGUAAGGUUUGGGAAUGGAAAGAAGAAUAUCAUAGCAAGAUUAAGAACCAAGUUAAGAAAUUAGGUGCCUCUUAUGAUUGGUCUCGUGAGGCAUUUACUUUGGAUCCAAAGUUAUCAAACGCUGUUGAAGAAGCUUUUGUCAGAUUACAUGAUGAAGGUACUAUUUACCGUGCUAACAGAUUGGUUAAUUGGUCCGUUAAGUUAAACACCGCCAUCUCUAACUUAGAAGUUGAAAACAAGGACGUUAAAGGUAGAACUUUGUUAGGUGUGCCAAACUAUGAUGAAAAGGUUGAAUUUGGUGUUUUGACUUCUUUUGCUUAUCAAGUUGUUGGCUCAGACGAAAAAUUAGUGGUUGCUACUACUAGACCUGAAACUAUUUUUGGUGACACUGCUGUGGCUGUUCAUCCAGACGAUUCACGUUAUAUCCAUCUACAUGAUAAAUUUGUCCAACAUCCUUUCUUACCAAGAAAGAUUCCAAUUGUUUUGGAUAAAGAAGCUGUUGAUAUGGAAUUCGGUACCGGUGCUGUUAAGAUUACUCCAGCACAUGAUCAAAACGAUUACAAUACCGGUAAACGUCACAAUUUGGAAUUUAUUAACAUCUUUACUGAUGAUGGUUUGUUAAAUGAAAACUGUGGUCCGGAAUGGGAAGGUAUGAAGAGAUUUGAUGCCAGAAAAAAAGUUAUUGAACAAUUAAAAGAAAAGAACCUUUACAUUGGUCAAGAAGAUAAUGAAAUGACCAUUCCAACCUGUUCCAGAUCUGGUGAUAUUAUUGAACCUUUAUUGAAGCCACAAUGGUGGGUUUCUCAAGAAGAUAUGGCUAAGGAGGCCAUCAAGGCAGUGCAAGAUGGUCAAAUCACUAUCACACCAAAAUCAUCCGAAGCUGAAUACUUCCAUUGGCUAAAUAACAUUCAAGAUUGGUGUAUAUCUAGACAAUUAUGGUGGGGUCACCGUUGUCCAGUCUAUUUCGUUAACAUUGAGGGUCAAAAUUGUGAUAGAGCUGGUAACACUCAUUGGGUUGCUGCUAAGAGUUUAGAAGAAGCUGAAGCAAAGGCUAAAGCUAAAUUUCCAGGUGCCAAAUUUACUUUGGAGCAAGAUGAAGAUGUUUUAGAUACGUGGUUUUCUUCAGGUUUAUGGCCAUUCUCUACUCUAGGCUGGCCAGAGAAGACUAAAGAUAUGGAAACCUUUUAUCCAUUUUCUAUGUUAGAAACUGGUUGGGAUAUUCUUUUCUUCUGGGUAAGCAGAAUGAUUUUAUUAGGUUUGAAAUUAACUGGUUCUAUCCCAUUUAGAGAAGUUUUCUGUCAUUCUUUAGUUCGUGACGCUCAGGGUCGUAAGAUGUCCAAAUCAUUGGGUAAUGUUGUUGACCCACUAGAUGUUAUCAGUGGUAUUAAGCUAGAAGAUUUGCAUGCUAAAUUGCUACUAGGUAACCUAGAUCCAAGAGAAGUCGAAAGAGCUAAAUUAGGUCAAAAGGAAUCUUAUCCAAAUGGUAUUCCUCAGUGUGGUACAGAUGCUAUGAGAUUUGCGUUAUGUGCUUACACUACUGGUGGUCGUGACAUUAACUUAGAUAUCUUGCGUGUUGAAGGUUACAGAAAGUUCUGUAACAAAAUUUACCAAGCUACUAAAUUUGCUUUAAUGAGAUUAGGUGAUGAUUACCAACCACCUGCCACUGAAUGUCUUUCUGGUAAUGAAACAUUAGUUGAAAAAUGGAUUUUGCAUAAAUUAAAUGAAACUAGUAAGAUUGUCAAUGAAGCUCUAGAUAAACGUGAUUUCUUCAAUUCCACUAAUGCAAUUUAUGAAUUCUGGUACUUAGUCUGUGAUGUCUUCAUUGAAAACUCCAAAUAUUUAAUCCAAGAAGGUUCUGAAGUCGAAAAGAAAUCUGCUAAGGAUACUUUAUACAUCUUGUUAGACAAUGCUUUGAAGUUGAUUCAUCCAUUCAUGCCAUUCAUCUCUGAAGAAAUGUGGCAACGUUUGGCAAAACGUUCUACUGAAACUGCUACAACUAUUGUCAAGGCAAGUUACCCAGUUUAUAAGAAGGAAUUUGAAAAUGUUGCUGCUGCUACGGCUUAUGAUUUAAUUUUGAAUGUUACAAAGGAGGCUCGUUCUUUAUUGGCAGAAUACAACAUUUUAAAGAACGGUAAGGUUUAUAUUGAAUCCAGUCAUGUUGAAUCCUUUGAAACGGCUAAUUCUCAAAAGGAUUCUAUUGUUUCUUUGAUUAAGGCUAUUGACUCCGUUGAAGUUGUCUCUGAUGCUUCUAAAAUUCCAGAAGGUUGUGUCUUAAAGGCUGUCAACCCAGAAGUUAAUGUUCAUCUAUUGGUCAAGGGUCAUGUCGAUAUUGAUGCUGAAAUUGCCAAGGUACAAAAGAAAUUAGAUAAGUCUAUUAAGAAUAAGCAAAACAUUGAAAAGAUUAUCAAUAGUAAGGACUAUGAUACUAAAGCAAACGCUCAGGCAAAGGAGGCCAAUAGGGUCAAAUACGACAAUACUGUUGCUGAAAUUGAAGGUUUAGAAGCAACAAUUGAAAACUUAAAACGUUUAAAGUUAUAA
Molecule: messenger RNA, 3183 nt
Organism: Arxiozyma heterogenica
Lineage: Eukaryota; Fungi; Ascomycota; Saccharomycetes; Saccharomycetales; Saccharomycetaceae
Exons: 1
Coding region: 1-3183 (1060 amino acids)
Biological process (GO): valyl-tRNA aminoacylation
Cellular component (GO): cytosol
Molecular function (GO): aminoacyl-tRNA deacylase activity; valine-tRNA ligase activity; ATP binding
Source: RefSeq, a predicted model, not a curated record